AUGGACCAGAAGUAUUCGGAAGGCCUAUCCCACAAACUGAUCUGGGCUUGUCAUGAUGUGACUGGAGACCCUGUCGAUGAGCUUAUGACCAACAUCGGCACCAGUUUCUACAAAUUUCUCACCAAGUACGAAUUCAACAAGGUAAUCGUUCGGAACCGGCUGCCCCAUCCAUCAAAUCGUCCGUUUUCAAGGUUUUGCGAGUCCUCGGCCGCACUUUCCCACAAUUUCUGAACGGUUUGGACAAUUUGCAUGAAUAUCUCCGUUUUACGUUUCCCAAACUCAAACCGCCGUCAUUCUACUGCGAACAUGAAAGCCGUACCGGUUUGACACUUCACUAUAGGUUAGUGCUUUGACAGCGGAAGACGGAUGGCUCGUCAUGCGAAACUGGUUUUUCGGGGCGUCAGGGAAGGAGGGAAGGAAGAUUCAAAACAUUGAGGGGACAUGCAAACGCAUGUACUUCUUCGCAAAAUGUCGAGGGAUGAACGGAAAAUAGUUCAAAGACCAAGUGUAGUUUGCUGCUUGUUGCGUAGUGUUUGUCACCGGAUUUUCGCUACCGGUCGGUUUCCUUUGUGUCAGAAUGUUGCAACUUGAAGAUGCGAAUGGAGUGUGAAAGACAGCCUCCGGCACUCUCGCCGAUUGUCCUGUUUGCAAAUGUUUGAGGGUUCUGACAGACCGAAAUGUUCCUCGCGCGUGAAACUUUUUUGAGUGGGAAUAAGGGGGGAACUUUUUUUUUGUGUCGCGUGUCAGGUCAACAAGACGCACUCUCAUAUGACCUGGCCUAGAAUUGUGAGCGGAGGGUUCAGAAAAACCCUCUUGAUGAAACAUUGUUGAAAUGCGAAUCCAUUUCACCGCGGGGGAUCUGUCAGGAAUGCCAUUACAACAGGCUUUUCCCAUUUUCCGACUACAACGAUUGAAAGCUGAGGGACCUAAUGGCUGAAGGCUUCUUAACUAUAAGACAAAUAGGAUUUGAUCUCUUGAUGACGUUUUAGAUAAAUCGCAUUUUAGAAGUAAGAGACGAGGAUUUCUACAUUACGUGAAGGGACAAAUCCAAAACAUUGCCAAAGAGCUGUUCCAAACGGAAGUUGUUAUCGAGUUGUUGGACGUUGAGCAUGAUCUCAAUUUGGAGCACGUCAUCAUGAGACUCCAUUUCAAUAAUCUCGAUUUUAGUAGAAAGGUAUCAAAAAGUGUGUUUCAAUAAAUUGCACUCCUUUGCAGGAUACAUACCGUAAUCUGAACGACUCGAUUCUGGAGAAGGUCAAAAUUACAUCCGACAUUUUUUUCGACAUUUUCCCAUUCAUCAUUGUGUUCAAUCGAGGAAUGCGAAUAAGGUGCAUGAUGAGCACAGUUUACACAACAACGCCUACGCUCGCUCCGAAUUGUUUUCCUUCUCACCAAAAAAUGUUUGGCAUACCGCUCGUGAGCGGUGCAUUUCAUUCCGUCUGAAUGUGGACAAGAAAGGAAACAAAUUGGAUUGAUCGGAAGGGAACGGAGCCUGUUUGUUUGAGCAAUGACAGACUUCUCUUUUCUUGUUUCACAUUUUAUAACAAAUUCCGACUGUUGCAGAAACAUCGGGAUCGGGUUGUUGCGUGUGAUGGCCGGGGUUGUCGGGAAAAAGAUCAAUCAGGCUUUCCUACUGAUGAGACCUUUUAUCAGGUUCCGCUGGGAAGAGGUGUUGUUCAAAAAGAAGACCCUGUACACGAUGUGUUGAUUCAGAUAAUGCUCUAUUCGAACAACAUAUUUGAGUUGAUAUCCACCGAACCCAUUCAAGAUGACGAAGACGGACUGCUCGUGUACAAACAUUCGGAUAUUGACCAGAGUAAGAUUCCCCGAUGAAUAACAUUUCUGAGAAACCGCCACGCAAUUUGGCCAUGAAACAGUUUGAUGCGGAACUAUGAUUCACGUUAGACCUCCUUUAUAUGACCUAGAGAUUCAGUGACCGAAGAAAGACACCGAAUGGCUGAUUUGGAACGCGAAAAGUUUUUGACACUGAAAGGACAAAUGUUCUACAUGGAAGAAUGGGAAAGCAUCUGUUUUGUCGGUAUCCCGGUGUUAGUCAAGGAUAACAAUCGAAAAGCACUGGUUUUAAACAUUUCAGAAUGAGUCAUCUCCCUCAAAUGCACAAGUCUGGACUUUUCAUUAAUGAUUUUGCACUCCAUGACUCGAGCAGAGACUUGGUGCUAGCGAGCACUCAGCAAUCUGCAGAACUCAAACUUCUUUUGCAUCAGGUUUUCAAAAAAGAUGACAUUAGCCGUCAGUAAAGUGUCCGUUUCGUUUAGGAAGCGCAAAAGAGUCGUAACAUGCGAGAGAACAUGAAUCGCCUUAAAAAAGAGCGACGGCGCACUGACAGGUUGCUUUAUCAAAUGUUGCCGAAGAGUGUGGCUAAUCAGUUGAGAAAUGGAGAGAGUGCGGUUGCGUGUUGCGAGGUAUCAUUUCAAAAGUGUCUGGAAGGGACUCAACAACUCAACAUUUCAGCGAUUCGAUUCCGUCACGAUUUUGUUCACUGACAUUGUGGAAUUCACAAAAAUGUGCAGUUCAUUGACACCUCUUGAAGUGAUCGAGUUCCUUAAGAUCGCUUAUUCCAGUUUUGACAGAGUCAUUGACGAGCACGGUGUUUACAAGGUACCAGAAAAGAAGUUCAUGUAGAAGAGAUAAAGUUUAGGUUGAAACUAUCGGAGACGCAUACAUGGUUGUCAGUGGCGCACCAAACAAAACGGACCAUGACGCCGAGUUCAUUUUAGACUGUGCAUCUCAGUUUCUGGUCGAGACAGCGAAACUGGUGAACACAAGUGAAAAGAUACCAAAAAUUGACAUCCGUGCUGGAGUUCAUUCUGGCGCAGUCGUGGCCGGAGUCGUUGGUCUCACUAUGCCCAGAUAUUGUCUUUUCGGGGAAACUGUAUACGUGGCCAACAUGAUGGAACAAAAUUCCACGGUAGAAAUAAGAAAUGUUGACAUGAGUUUCAAGAUAACUGUUUUAGCCCAUGAAAAUAUUGGUGAGCGAAACGACGCACAACAAAAUCGAAGAAUCCGACCCUGGUCUGUAUCAAUUUGAACGAAAAGAUGAGAUUGAAAUACGAGUAAGUUGAAGGAAUUGUCGAAAAUUGUGAACUGUGAACCCUUUAGGAGGAUCAGUCGAUUCAAACAUUCUUUGUCGUGUCACGUCAUGGCCCACCAAGAGUCCCGUCACCCAGAAACUGUGAAAGCCAGCUAGAUGACUCUCAGGCUGAAGAUGAAGAAGACGAUGACAUGUUGUACCCACCUGUAAGCCCUUUUCAAGUUUCGUCUUCUAUUUUUUCAUUCAGAAACCUGGUCGGCAAUCUCCAACUACUGAAGCAGCGGAAGAACUCAAAAAAGGAGUUCAACUAUCUUUCACACCAGUUUCGGACGCCGGCAUUGAAACUUACUCUCGGGCUUCCAAUCGAACACCCCGGAAGAGCAAUGAUACCACCCCACGCAAAUCAGUAAACUAA
Molecule: messenger RNA, 3467 nt
Organism: Caenorhabditis sp. 36 PRJEB53466
Lineage: Eukaryota; Metazoa; Nematoda; Chromadorea; Rhabditida; Rhabditidae
Source: the annotation of a GenBank genome assembly